AUGGGCUCGCUCCUUUUCGGAUGGGAUACCCCCCACGAUCCGCCUCGCCCGGGGUCCAGGGUCCCGCAGGGUGCGGCGCCGACCCCGUCGCGCUCGAGCGUCGUCGACGCGCCGCCGCACAGCUGUGCGCGACCGGGCUACGUCAAGUGCGAGGCCGCGAGGAUCGACCGCCUCGCGCGCGGCGAGACGGCGACCGCCGCCGAAACGCGCGCGACGGAGGAUGAGGACGAGGAGACCGCGACGGAGGCGAUGCUGCGAGACGUGCGCCUGGCGGCGUGGCACCGCAUCCUCGGCGACGCGCGGACGCGCGCGGGGGAGGAAGAACCGCGCGCGAGCGCGGAACCCCGCGCGACGUCGACGUCGCCGCCGCGCGUGGACGACGCCGCGCUCGCGGGCGUCGCCGCGGCGACGAACGUCCACGACGGGAACGUUCGCGCGAUGGACGCGCUGACGCUCGUGAACGCGUCGAGCGCGGCGCGCGCGAGCGAGCCGAAGGUGCGCGUGUCGCUCACCGUGGUGGUGGAACGCGCGGCGCCCCGCCGGCGCCGCCGUCGCCGCCGUCGUCGCCGUCUAGCGGCCGGGAGAUCUUCUGGGACGCGCUCGCGAGCCGCAGGGUGCCGCCGCGGCGCGACGAUCGCGAUCAGCCGCGCGAUAUCGCCGCCGCGGUCGCCGCCGCCGCCGCCGCCGCCGCCGCCGCCGCCAAAGUCCUCCGAACGCGUCCAAGUAUCCCUCCAAGUCGUCGACGCGCGCGACUCGAAAGCCUCCGUCGCGGCCCGAGGCGCGUUCGUGCGCGUCGUCAACGAAGUCAUUCGACGCGCGCGCGUCAAGGAGCGCGAGGAGCGCGACGCGACCGACGACGACCGUGCGCACUGGUGGCGGGGGACGCGGAGCGCGCUUCUGAACGCGCCGCCGUCGACGGCGCGCGACGGCGGUCGAGGGCCGGAGCGGUGGGGGGGGGGGGGCGGGUUCACGCCGCAGUUCAUGCAGGACACGACGUUGCGGUGGGACGGGGAGGAGGAGGAGGAGGAGGAGAAACGCGCGGACGCCGCGGCGUGA
This is a messenger RNA of Micromonas pusilla CCMP1545, 1056 nucleotides long. RefSeq lists its product as uncharacterized. The record is from RefSeq and is a predicted model, not a curated record. Bases 1 to 1056 code for a protein of 351 amino acids. The transcript has 2 exons. NCBI's taxonomy places the organism in Eukaryota, Viridiplantae, Chlorophyta, Mamiellophyceae, Mamiellales, Mamiellaceae.